UGGGGGUGUCCGAGUGUGGCGCAGGCGCAGUGCCUGGUGUGUCGGUGCGGCGCGCGGUGGGGUUGGUUUGUGUGUUGGCUGUGGAGUUGAGAACAUGGCGGCGGAGGAGCGAGAGCCGAGUCGCCGGGGUCAUGGCGGCCCGAAGUCCUGCUACUCGCCCCGUCGGAGGCUCCUGCCGCUCGGCGCCCUCCUCCCGCCGCUGCUGCUGCUGCUGCUGGCGGCGCUGCCGCGGUGCGGGCCGCCCGGGGCCGAGGGCAAGGAGUGCGGGGACGGGGGCUGCGCGCACGGCGCCUGCGACACCGAGAGCGGGCAGUGUGUGUGCCAGGCCGGCUGGGUGGGCGAGCAGUGCCAGCACUGCGGGGGCCGCUUCAAAUUGUCGGGUCCCUCUGGGUAUCUGACUGAUGGACCUGGUAACUACAAGUACAAAACAAAAUGUACCUGGCUUAUUGAAGGACAGCCCAACACUAUAUUAAGGCUUCGAUUCAAUCACUUUGCUACAGAAUGCAGCUGGGACCAUUUAUAUGUGUAUGAUGGGGACUCAGUUUAUGCUCCACUAUUGGCAGCAUUCAGUGGUUUAAUUGUGCCUGAAAAGAACGGGAACGAGACGAUGCCUGAAGUGGUUUCACGAUCAGGCUAUGCCUUGCUGCACUUUUUUAGUGACGCCGCCUAUAACCUGACUGGAUUUAACAUUACGUACAACAUCAAUGCCUGUCCGAACGACUGCUCAGAGCAAGGCGUGUGCCACGUGGAUCAUGUCAAAGGCAGCGUGUACUGUGUGUGCAAUGAGCACUGGAAAGGAGAAUCCUGCAGCAUCCCUUACUGCACAGACGAGUGUGGGUAUCCUGUACGCGGGAAUUGUGACCUGAACGACACGCAGAGCUGCUGGUGCAACACUGGCUGGCAGGGUCCUGACUGCUCGUUCCCAGUGCCGAGCAAUCACUCCUUCUGGGGUCGGGAGGAGCACAAGGUGCCUGGUCUGGCACGGGCUUCCCACAAGGUUGUGGUCAGUGAUGACAUCAUGUGGGUUAUCGGAGGCUACGUGUUCAACUCCUCGGACUACCAGAUGGUUAUGGCAUAUGACCUGAGGAGUUUGAAGUGGCUUCCAUUGAAAUUGGUGAACACACCGAUGGGACGGUACGGGCACUCCGUGGCUUUGCACGAGGAUAAAAUUUACAUGUACGGAGGCAAAAUUGAUUUAUCUGGGAACAUCACCAAGCAGUUGUGGGUGCUCCACGUUCACAAUCAGUCCUGGGUGCAGGUGACUCCCAAAGCCAAGCAGCAGUACGCUGUGGUCGGCCACUCAGCUCACAUUGUGCAGUUCAGAAGCGGCAGUGUCAUGCUUGUCAUCUUUGGGCACUGUCCUCUCUUUGGCUACAUCAGCAACAUCCAGCAGUACAACCUUGUUAAAAACACGUGGGAUAUCCUGCAAACAAAAGGAGCCUUAGUUCAAGGAGGGUAUGGCCACAGCAGUGUUUACGACCCCACGACCAGAGCUAUUUACGUACACGGUGGAUACAAAGCUUUCAGUGCUAACAAGUACGGCCUCACGGACGACUUGUACCAGUAUCAAGUGGAUUUUCAAACGUGGAAAAUCCUGAAGGACGGGGGCUUCUUUCGCUACCUGCACACGGCCGUCAUCGUGAGCGGGACAAUGAUGGUGUUUGGCGGCAAUACCCACAACGACACGUCAAUGAGCCAUGGAGCCAAGUGCUUUUCUUCAGACUUCAUGGCUUAUGACCUUGCUUGCGACGAGUGGUAUGUGCUGCCUGCACCUGAUCUUCCUCACCGGUUUGGUCACUCGGCUGUGUUCGUGAAUGGGACGAUGUACAUCUUCGGUGGUUUCAACAGCCUGCUGCUGAGCGACGUGCUGACCUUCACCCCAGCCACUUGUGAGGCGCUCACUCAGCAGAGCGAGUGCGUUGAUGCCAGCCCAGUAAUGCACUGCUCCUGGAAUGUCACCUCCUUCGUGUGUCAGACGGCUUCUUCAGAAUUUCAGCAACAGGAGAAACAUCAGAUCCUGUGUCCCAGCAAGAUAGAAGUGGACGUUGUGAAAUGUGAACAGUACACCGACUGCUACAGCUGCACAGCCAACACCAACGACUGUCAGUGGUGCAACAAAUGCAUGUCAAAGGGCAAUAACUGCACAGAUGACAGUAGGCUAAUUUUGGAGUACGAGAUAUGUCCGAAGGACAAACCUGAAUAUGUUUGCAAUAAACUGACCAGCUGUAAAAGCUGUGCCAUGGAUCAGAACUGUCAGUGGGAAUCCAGAAACCAGGAAUGCAUCCCCUUGCCUGAAACCAUCUGCGGUGAGAACUGGCAUCUGGUGGGAAACUCGUGCCUGACGAUCAGCACCACAAAAGAGAACUACGACAACGCUAAACUGAUGUGUCGGGGUCAGCAUGCAGCACUGGCUUCACUCACAACCCAGAAGAAAGUUGAGUUUGUCUUGAAAGAAUUGCAGAUUAUGUACUUAUUGUACAAAGAGCCUAUAACUCCUUGGGUUGGAUUACGGAAGAUCAACGUCUCCUAUUGGUGCUGGGAAGACAUGUUGCCUUUCACCAACACGUCACUGCAGUGGUUGGCAGAGGAGCCCAGCGAUGCGGGUUUCUGUGGCUACUUGGCAGAGCAUAACCACACUGGCCUGAAGGCAGCUACUUGCAUCAGCUCUGUGAAUGGAAGUGUGUGUGAAAGACCAGCAAAUCACAGUGCCAAGCAGUGCCGCACUCCGUGUGCCCAGAGAAUGACGUGUGGGGAGUGUACCAGCAGCAGCACCGAGUGCAUGUGGUGCAGCAACAUGAAGCAGUGUGUGGAUUCCAAGGCCUACGUGGCCUCCUUCCCGUUCGGCCAGUGCAUGGAGUGGUACACCAUGAGCAGCUGUCCACCUGAGAAUUGUUCCGGUUACCGUACGUGCAAUCUAUGCUUGGAGCAACCAGGGUGUGGAUGGUGUACCGAGCCCAGCAACACUGGGAAAGGACAGUGCAUCGAAGGGGCUUAUCGAGGACCGGUGAAUAUUUCCUCCACGAAGACGUACUCCGAGCCCAUGUUGAAUUCCACCAUGUGCCCAGAGGAACUGAAAUCCAACUGGUCAUUUAUCCAGUGCCCAGCUUGUCAGUGCAAUGGUCACAGCCACUGUAUCAAUGAAAGCAUCUGUGAGAAUUGCGAAGACCUGACCAUGGGGACUCGCUGUGAAACCUGUGUGGCUGGCUACUAUGGAGACCCUACCAACGGAGGAACCUGCCAAGCCUGCAAGUGCAACGGACAUGCGUCCAUCUGUAACGACCAGACGGGAAAGUGUUUCUGUACCACCAAAGGAAUUAAAGGGGACAAGUGUCAGCUAUGUGACGUUGAGACUCGAUACCAGGGCAACCCCCUGAAAGGCACCUGCUACUAUUCCCUGCUGAUUGACUACCAGUUCACCUUCAGCUUCUCUCAGGAGGAUGAUCGUUACUAUACAGCCAUCAACUUUGUAGCCACCCCUGAGGAACAAAAUAGAGACUUGGACAUGUUUAUUAACGCAUCGAAAAACUUUAACCUCAACAUCACCUGGUCCACGAGCUUCUUAGCCGGCACACAGGCGGGAGAAGAGAUUCCGAUUAUUUCGAAGAACAACAUCAAAGAAUAUAAGGACAGCUUCUCCAACGAGAAGUUUGACUUCCGCAACAACCCGAACAUCACAUUCUUCGUGUAUGUCAGCAACUUCACCUGGCCCAUCAAGAUACAGAUCGCCUUUUCUCAGCACAAUAACUUAAUGGAUCUGGUGCAAUUCUUUGUCACGUUUUUCAGUUGUUUUCUGUCCCUACUGCUGGUGGCUGCUGUGGUGUGGAAGAUUAAACAAAGCUGUUGGGCAUCAAGGCGGAGAGAGCAACUUUUACGAGAGAUGCAACAGAUGGCCAGUCGCCCCUUUGCCGCCAUCAACGUUGCCUUAGAGACGGAAGAGGAACCUCCAGAUCUCAUUGGAGGAAGCAUCAAGAGCAUUCCCAAACCCAUCGCGUUGGAGCCGUGUUUUGGUAAUAAAGCAGCAGUGCUGUCCAUAUUUGUCCGCUUGCCGAGAGGACUGGGAGGCAUCCCACCACCGGGCCAGUCAGGUCUCUCUGUGGCCAGCGCGCUGGUUGACAUCUCGCAGCAGAAGUCCAUGGAUCACAAAGAAAAAUCGGGAGUGGGACGGAGUCGGAAGCACGUCCCCCCAGCACAGCCCGGCACCUGCAUUUGACCUCCGCAGGCCUCCAUUGCUGCCAACCUGCGGGAUUCAGGCACUCUGCUCACCGCCCGGUCCACUUCCCGGCCCUGGGAGAGGGGAGGGAGGGUGGGGGAGACGACGGGAAGAGAUGUGAUAAACCCCCGACCUCAUGUCUGCAUGUGUCCACUAGCUCAAGAGAUGCCGUCGCCUCGUCAGGAGCCAGGGGACUCUCGGGUGUCGCCUGACGUCAGCCACGUCUCUUUCCCCCGCACCCCUCCCCUCCAACCCCUUCCCUUUCCAACACCCCCCACCGCUUCCCAACACCACCCCUUCCUCCCUUGAAUCACAGUGGGAGAUUGCUCGCUCCUUUGUGGUCACACACUGUGAUCUGAAGCAAUAUGUGCUUUUUAUAACAAACAAAAAUCUUUCAUUUUCUUCCCUGUUUUUGCUCCCAGGUGCUCGUGGGAGGGAGGGUGAAGCGGGGAGUUUAAUAUGAAGCUGGUGAUUGAUAGUACACUGUUUAACUGCAGUGAAUUGCAACUUUCUUGGGGGUUGGGGGGGGUUGGGGGCAAAGAGUGAGAGAGGGGUGGAGUGAGAUCUGUUGAUCUGUUUCAUCUUAGUUCAAGGAUGCUUACAAUGAGCAUCUACACUUAACAUACCUCAUUUUAUUCUGACGGGGUUUGGGGGGGACGGGUGGAAUGAUGGGUGAUAUGAUUAAAAUUUACUAAGAAACAGUGAAACAUACUAAUCCUUCGCCACAGUAGUGUGAGAACAGCAAGCUGUAACCAAUAUAAUAAUUUGCUAAGUAAUGAUUUCAUUUCCCUUCACCGCCCCCGCCUUCCCCUCUUCGAUCACCCCCUCCCUCUCCACUCACGUCCCAUUUCCCAAUGAGCAGCUAUGGGGGUUCGGUUUAUUUAGGGAGAAUGGCAAAACACGAUUAAUUCAGAGAAAAAAUGAUGGGGGGACUUCAGGCAAAGACCAUGUUAAAUUUCGAGAACUUUUAGUUACAUUAAUCUUGAAAGAUUUUGCGUACUAGGAAUGUAAAUUAGCACAAAAUAUCUUGGCCACACUAUACAAGCUUAGGUCUCCUAUCUGAAGUGACUAUAACGCUCCAACUUUCACUUUUAUUAUAGGCUGAAAAAGAUUCGAUGAGAUCUUUCAUGGGUGGGUGGUUGGGUUUUGUCUGUGUGUGUGUGUUAGUGUGCGCACGUUUGGGACAGGUAGGAAAAAAAUCCAAGAGCUGAAACAUUAUUCAUAUCAAAGCUGCUAUUUUGCUAAGAAAACCAACAGACUUGUUCUUCCCAGUGUUGCUCUUCAUUGAAUUCCCGAUUGUAAAAUCAGAGGUUUUAAUUCCACCAGAAUUUAUCUUUCCUCGUUGGACUCGAAGCACUGCAAACGUAGCCCACACUCCCAAGUCACACUAAGCUCCCUCUUCCCCUCCACUGGUUAGACUCCAGGAGUUACCUAAAGCACAC
This is a messenger RNA of Callorhinchus milii (elephant shark), 5652 nucleotides long. It is a transcript of the gene atrn, whose product is annotated as attractin. The transcript has 29 exons. The record is from RefSeq and is a predicted model, not a curated record. Gene Ontology annotation, cellular component: Golgi apparatus. Gene Ontology annotation, molecular function: protein binding. The coding region runs from base 95 to 4210 and encodes 1371 amino acids. Lineage: Eukaryota; Metazoa; Chordata; Chondrichthyes; Chimaeriformes; Callorhinchidae.